AUGUCGGAAAAAGACGACUACGACCACCGAUCGACACGCUCUCAUUCUACCUCGGAUGGUAGCUCAGAUACCAAUGACCCCGCAUCGCGGACACCGUCGCUCUCCCGAGGGAUUGCGGAGUCGGUCAAGUCAAGACAAAUGUCCAAGUCCAACCCUGACGAAGCAGAUCUGGACCGGGUUCACUCUGCGAGAUAUCCAGACGACAAUGCAGUGUAUCACAGUCACGAGGACGAUGACCACGAUAUGACCGACGAUUCCUCGCUGGAGGCUGCCAAGGUCGAUACUAUCCAGGAGGUACGAGGCGGGAUCGUGAACGAGCGAGAUGUGGACCUAGAAAGAGGUCAACAGCCUGCGUCAGAGCUAGAACAGACAAGGACGUUAAAGUCAACCAAAUCUCGUCACGGCGGCAAGCUAGUGACAUGGGAUGGACCCGAUGACCCCGACAAUCCCAAGAACUGGCCCACGAACAAGAAGUGGGCGGCCACCAUCACAGUCUCUCUAUUCACCUUCAUCUCUCCCGUCUCCUCCUCAAUGGUAGCUCCAGCCCUAACCACCAUCGCGGCCCAAUUCAACGUCACCGACCAAAUAAUAUCCCAACUCAUGCUCUCCAUCUUCGUCCUCGCCUACGCCGUCGGCCCCUUAUUCCUCGGCCCCCUUUCAGAAAUCUACGGCCGAACAAUCGUUCUCCAACUCGCCAACCUAUUCUUUCUAAUCUUCAACAUCGGCUGCGGCCGCCCCCUCGCCGUCGGCGGCGGCGUCCUCUCUGACUGUUUCAAGCCCGAAGAACGAGGCAAGAGCAUCGCAAUCUACAGUCUCGCGCCACUACUCGGUCCAGCCCUCGGCCCUAUCGCCGGCGGCUUCAUUGCCGAAAACACCUCUUGGCGCUGGGUCUUCUACAGCGUCUCCAUCGCGGACGGUCUAAUCCAAUUCAUGGGCCUCUUCUUCCUUCGGGAAACAUACGGCCCACGAAUCCUCCGCGAUCGCGCGAAACGCAUCCGCAAGGAGACAGGAGACGCAACCUGGCAAACUGAGGCGGAAAUGCAAAAGAAAACACUCGCCCAAGUCCUCCGCACAUCCCUCAUCCGCCCCUUCCGCCUCCUCCUCACGCAAUCUAUCGUCCAAGUCGUCGCCUGCUACAUGGCCUACAUCUACGGAAUAAUGUACCUAGUCCUCUCAACGUUCCCCUCCCUUUGGACCGGCAAAGACUACUACAACGAAUCCAUCGGCAUUGGUGGCCUAAACUACAUAUCUCUCGGUCUAGGCUUCUGGUGCGGCUCCCAACUCUGCGCGCCCCUAAAUGACCGAAUCUACAAACGCCUCAAAGCCCGCAACAACGGCAUCGGAAGACCAGAGUUCCGCGUCCCCCUCCUCGGCGUCGCGGCCAUCCUCGUCCCAACAGGUCUUUUCAUCUACGGCUGGACCGCACAGACACAUUGUCACUGGAUAGCGCCUAAUAUCGGCGCUGUACUUUUCGGCGCGGGGACGAUUAUCUCGUUCCAGUGUAUGCAGACGUAUAUGGUUGAUGCUUAUACGAGGUUUGCGGCUAGUGCGCUUGCGGCAGCGGCAUUUUUGAGAUCGUUGGCUGGCUUUGGGUUCCCCCUUUUCGCGCCGUAUAUGUAUGAUAAGUUGCAUUAUGGGUGGGGGAAUAGUGUGUUGGCGUUUGUUUCGAUUGCGAUUGGGAUUCCGGCGCCGAUUUUCUUGUGGAAGUUUGGGGAGGUGUUGAGGAAGAAGAGUACUUAUGCCGCUGGGUAG
Penicillium subrubescens is the source of this 1752-nucleotide messenger RNA. Its product is annotated as MFS transporter. The record is from RefSeq and is a predicted model, not a curated record. Gene Ontology annotation, molecular function: transmembrane transporter activity. The transcript is spliced from 3 exons. Lineage: Eukaryota; Fungi; Ascomycota; Eurotiomycetes; Eurotiales; Aspergillaceae. The coding region runs from base 1 to 1752 and encodes 583 amino acids. Gene Ontology annotation, biological process: transmembrane transport.